GACGUUGUGUUAUACAGUUCGUUGUAAAAUGUGGAUCGUACGAUGGUUAACAGCAAUGGUGGUGGUGACCGUGUCAGUGGAGGCACGGCCGCAAUUAGUCGACGUAGCAUCAAUGGCCGCAUCCGGGGACUUUGGGGGAGCAGAAAUAGCAGGAAAAGCUAGAAGUUUUGUCUCUAACUUGGCUGCUGACACUGUAGGUUCAGUCCGUGUGCUGGGGGAGGGCACGCGCGACGUGAUUAAGGAUAUGUGGAACAACAGCAAACAAACGAUGCAGCGGUUCACCGCUGUUGCCACAGACACAGUUGACCAGAAUGUGCAAGGGGUCCGAGACGCAAUUAGGACUACUAACACUUUUGUUGCCGAUGGAGCUCAGGAGGCCAGACGACUCGCCGAGGGAGCUGCCCAGAGCACUUUGGGCGUAAUUCGCGAUGCAGUGAACUCCAACGGACAGUUUUUAGAGGGUGUGAGGAAGAUGGUGCUGCAGGGCGUCGUGGAAACCGGGCAGGCUACUGGAGAUUUCGUCCAACAAGCAGUGACCAAUGCCAAAGACUUCGUUGAGGCUGGCACCGGAGUGGUAAGUCGAGUCGUCACUCAGCGUUCCUUCUAAGAUCGACAUAACACAACCUGCAUAGUCUAUUAACCACUGCAUUUUUUUAAUUAUAACUUUGUACAUCCUAGACUCUUGUUACUUUAGUUUAAACUAUAGUUAGUGAGUGUACAAGCAAGAAUGAAGUACGGCCUACAUGAUGUGACAGGCAUGUUUGACAAACUGUGUGCGCAUGUUUGCGUUAAACCCAUUACUAUUUCCUAUUUCCUCCACAUAUCGUUCUUCCUAUUUAAAGGUACAGCGAUAACAGCUAGUAGCUUGUAUCUUCUGGUAACCAGCCAUUAAAGAUGUACACCAGAUUCAUUAUUA
Molecule: messenger RNA, 916 nt
Organism: Homarus americanus (American lobster)
Lineage: Eukaryota; Metazoa; Arthropoda; Malacostraca; Decapoda; Nephropidae
Exons: 2
Coding region: 29-607 (192 amino acids)
Source: RefSeq, a predicted model, not a curated record